Carica papaya (papaya) is the source of this 1161-nucleotide messenger RNA. RefSeq names its product S-adenosyl-L-methionine-dependent methyltransferases superfamily protein. The record is from RefSeq and is a predicted model, not a curated record. Lineage: Eukaryota; Viridiplantae; Streptophyta; Magnoliopsida; Brassicales; Caricaceae.
GACUCUCACCAAAACUGGGACUGCUAAAAAGACCAUCACUAGAAGAACUAGGACCUGGCCCGACCCUUACCCUGAAGCAAACAGAAAAACGUUGAUUUCUUUUUUGUCUGGAGAGUUCAAGAUUCACGGAGAGGGAAGGUGAAAGACAUGCUAUCCUUUAGGUUUUUGGCAGGCUCUCAUUUGCAUUCCAUUAACCUCAGCAGAACCUUGUCACUAAAUAUCAGUAAGAGCCUCAUCCCAUUCUCCCAACUAGGUUCUCUUCGCUUCUCUUCCACUUUCUCCUCCCGAAAUCGUUCCAAGAUUCUCUGUUGCGAUGCGAGCUUUGCACAACAACACUCUCAUUUCUCUACCUCCUCUGGUUCUCCCUUUUCAGGUCUAGAGGACGAUUUUGUGGGUUACGUAUUUGGAAAGAGGAAGGCGACAGAAGUGGCUCACUCGGUAUGGAAACAUGUUGUUCAAAAAGGUGAUACAGUUAUAGAUGCCACAUGUGGCAAUGGUUAUGAUACUUUAGCAAUGCUCCAAAUGGUAGCAGAUGAGUCAGGUAGAGCUCGUGUUUAUGGGAUGGACAUUCAGAGAAAUGCUUUGGAGAAUACUUCAUCUUUGCUGGAUGAAAAUGUCAAGCCAGAGGAGAAAAAACUUGUCAAGCUCUUUGAUGUCUGUCACAGUAGAAUGGAAGAAAUUAUUCCAGAAAAGACCUCUGUAAGGCUUGUUGCAUUCAACUUGGGUUACCUUCCAGGAGGUGACAAAACUAUAAUAACAAUUUCUACGACGACUUUGUUGGCACUGGAGGCUGCUGAGAGAAUACUAAUGCCAGGAGGACUCAUUAGCUUAGUAGUUUAUGUUGGGCAUUCUGGUGGAAGGGAGGAACUGGAAACUGUUGAGGCCUUUGCUUCUAAAUUAUCAGUUGAUGAUUGGAUCUGCUGCAAAUUCCAGAUGUUGAACCGCCCAUUAGCUCCUCUUCUCAUUUUCUUAUUCAAGAGAUAAGAACAUGAGUUUGAUGCAAGGUCUUGUUUAGAUCAAAUGAAGGGUUUAUUUAAUCUGUAAAAUUUAUUUGACAAAUGUAUAGAAUGUGUUGGGAAAAGUAUUUGAAACACUAACACUAGCAGUUGGAAUUUACAAUUUCAUCAUAUUUAAUUGUAUUGGAUUUGAUGGAAUUUGAAA